Molecule: messenger RNA, 2858 nt
Organism: Galleria mellonella (greater wax moth)
Lineage: Eukaryota; Metazoa; Arthropoda; Insecta; Lepidoptera; Pyralidae
Gene: itg
Product: ITG-like peptide
Exons: 6
Coding region: 109-771 (220 amino acids)
Source: RefSeq, a predicted model, not a curated record
CCGCCACUCCAGUGUGCACACAUCCUUAGACCCAUGCAUGCGCACUAAGAGCUUGAAUAUAGAUCGAAAACCAAGCAGUAUAUCUCUGACUGCCGGACGGACAGCACCAUGCAUCGCACCACCAUGGCUGUCAACGCGUUCCUGGUGCUGAGCUGUGUGGCCACUGCCCACGCGUGGGGUGGCCUAUUCAACCGGUUCAGCUCCGAUAUGCUGGCUAAUUUGGGCUACGGGAGGGGCCCGUAUCGCCACUAUGCGUAUGGACAGAUGGAGCCAGAGGAGGUGUACGCUGAAGCCUUGGAGGGAAACCGAAUUGAUGACGUCAUCGAUGAGCCGGCCCACUGUUACAGCUCUCCUUGUACCACCAACGGUGAUUGCUGCCGUGGUCUACUAUGUUUGGAAACAGCAGACGACGGCGGCCGCUGUUUGCCAGCGUUCGCCGGGAGGAAGCUCGGUGAAAUAUGUAACAGGGAGAACCAAUGUGAUGCCGGUCUGGUCUGCGAAGAAGUGGUACCAGGUGAAAUGCACGUGUGCCGUCCACCGUCAGCUGGUCGCAAACAGUACAACGAUGAUUGCAACUCCUCGAGUGAAUGCGACAUCACCAGGGGAUUGUGCUGCAUCAUGCAGCGUAGACACCGCCAGAAGCCCAGGAAGAGCUGCGGAUACUUCAAAGAACCCUUGGUCUGCAUCGGUCCAGUAGCUACGGACCAGAUCCGAGAGUUUGUGCAGCAUACAGCCGGAGAAAAACGGGUUGGCGUUUACAGACUACACUAAAUUAACUCACUACAUUUACACAGUAUAUAAUAGACAGUUAAAAUACACACAAAAACUUAUUAACAUGAUAAAUUGAAAUUUUAAAUAGCGAUUGGUAUUCUUAUUCAUAAAGAAUACAAUCAACUAUUUUGUAAAAAUACAGUCAACAAAAAUUAAUUAAUUACAUUACAAAAUGUAAAUACCAAUUGCUAUUUUUAUUUGCAUAGAAUACAAUUAACAAAAAUAAACGAAAUUUUAAUGUAACUGUCCAUUACAGACUGUGUAAAGUAUGUUUCAUAAUAUCUUUUACUAAUAAAAAUAUUAUAAUACUGACUAUACCUAACCAUGUAUGUUAUAUUGACAUAUAAUAAAUACAUCAAUAAUGAAUUACAUGCUUUUAUUAGUAAAAGGUAAGGGGAAUUGGAAAAAAAUGUUAAAAGUUUUCCAUUAGUUUUUUUAAUAUUAUAUUAUAUUAUCUAAAUAUAAAUUAAUUAAAAUAUUGAUAUAAUUCAUACGAACAAUACUUUGGAGAUCAUAAAUAUAAUGUUUCAUGUAACAGGCAGUAAUUACAUGUUUAUGUAUUCGAGAUUAAUUGCAGUGUAUUCUGUAUAACUGUAAUUAAUCUGUAUUUAACAUGUAAUUGUAUUUACUUCACGAUCAUAUGUUAAUUAAUAAUUUAAAAAAAGUCUAUAUAAUUUAUGGUUUGCAACUUUUUAAUUCGAAACUUUUAACAUUUUUUCUAAAUUUUAAAUCAAGCUUGGAAAUUACGUUAUUAAAAUGUAUAGUAAAGAUAAAUUAAUUUGUAAUAUUGUAGUUUAUUUUCGUGAGUUAAAUAACUUCUUAACAUAAUUAAAUUAUUUUUUUAAAUUUAAAUUUAUUAACUAAUUUUCUUAAAUAUCAAUACACUAAUGACUGUUUUUAGCUAUUUUAUACUAUCUAUAUAUUUUUUUUAUGUAAUUAUUACUUUUUUAAUAGUGUAAUUUCGAAGCGUUGUUGGAAAAAAUAAAUGAAUAUAUUGCUUUGAAUAAUGGUUGACCGAUUAGCAAUGAUGCUUUUAUUUCGAAAUUAUUAAAGUUUUAAAAAAUUAAAAAAAGAAUCAUAUAAAAUAUAAUAGACAAAAAUCGAGACAUAUCAUUUUAGUUUUUAUUUUUAAUUAAAUUAAUUACAUGUGUAGAGAUUUUAGAAUUUAACAAAAUUAAUUAUAAUGGAUGUUUAAAAACUAAUUCAUACUUAUGAAUGUUAUUUAAAUAUUAGUAAUUACAGCGUGAAACAUCGCAUUAUUAGUAUUCUAAUAUGUUUAAUCAUUAAAUUUAAAAUUAAACUAUGAUUAGAUUUAAAUAUUAAUUGUAACUAAGUCUUCAAAGAUUGAAACAAAUACAUAUCUUACUGGCUGGGGCAUUUAUGGUAUAAUUGUAGUAUUUAAUAAUAUUGGUGUUAAAUUUAUUAUUAUAUUAAACUACGUACUAAACAUAUCAUGUAUAAGCAUAAGCUGCUCUUUACCAUAUAAGUGUAAUAUAUUUUUUCAUUUUUUCGCUUAAUUUUUUAUUAUAAAAUUUUAGGUAAAAAAAAUUUUCGAAUCAAAACUAUUCUAGGUGCCUAGGUAAAAUACAUAUCAAUAUAAUAAAUAUAGUCGUUUUUUUUUAAAAAUUAAUAUUAGACGUAACACACUUUAUAUAAAAAAAAAAACACACGGUUUUAAGAAAAAAAAAACACACUGUUGUAUUUUAAUAAUGAUGAAAAAACUUAGCCUAAGUACUGUGAUGUGUCUACAUAUUUUCUGAAGAUGUAUAAGUAAAAAUGGGGGAAAAAAAAAAUAAAGGAUAAAAAAAAUAUUUUUCUGCCAAUGAAUCUUCUAAAUAGUUGUUAAAGAUAUCAAAUAUCUUCUCGAAUACAUUUUCUAUUUGUUUACUGGUUACACUUUUCGACAUGGAAUAUUAUAUAUGAAAAGUUACAGAUUGGCCUAAGAAUUAGUAUGGCUUAUAGAAAUAGUGAAGCAAGAAAUUCAUAAUAUAAUUGUUAGCUAGAUAUAAGUUGAAUUGUUGUACUGUACUGCAACUUAUGUAUUAAACAUAUUAUUAUGUGUUAUAAUAUACAAAUUAUGUCUGCAA